AUGAAGGGGAAGGUUGGUAAAGGCCGUCAUGGUGGCUUCGCUGAACGAUCGCUGUUGACUUGUCAUAUGAGAUCGGUGAAGCUGUCGAAGCGGGUGGAGCAGUUUUCCAAGGAUGUCAGCGAUAUCCUUUCAGAAAGUCAGUUCGUAUUGAAUUCUGAAGUCAUCAAGCUUCGGGUUGCUCGUGCCCCACAGGCCAUGGGCCUCGCUCUUCAACUGACCCAAGUCAGUACCAAGGGGCGCAUGCAGAUCACAGUAAGCGCCGCAUUUAUGAAUCAUCAAGCCAACUUUCUUGCAAAACUUGCACAAUGGUGUCUGGCUGAGCCGCCGUUGCUUGUCAUAAAGCAUUUCAAGUGGGAUGAGACGCAGCUUCAGUGUACUAUGAAUGCUGACAAGUCUGGUUGCCGUGUUCGCUCCAGCUGGCAAGUCUUGGUUUGUCGUAUGAGGUUAGUGGUGGUUUGGCCCAAUGGCACCAAUGUUGUGUGCCGAGUGGUGAUGCCUCCGGUGACACUUCUGGCGACAGGUGCGGAGCAUCAGUAUUACGCACUGCUGCACCACCCAGCUUACAAGUGCAUAAAUGCACUUGUGGGGCUGCUUCGAAGAACUGCACUUGUCAACAUCGACAUAGCUGAGACAGACGGUGCAAGCAGCAACUUGAGGCUGUUGGCACAUCUGUCUCAGAAGGCCAAGUUGAGUGUUUUCGGGCCGCCAGGCUCACGGCAUCCUGUCCUGUUUGCACAUUGCAGAUGCAUGAAUCAUGCGGUGCAGUUGAACAAUGCUGCACUGUUGGGGCUCAUCGGUUCUAAUUCAUUGAACAGGAUUUACGGACUCACUGUAUUCAUCCGCAACCUGGGGUAUUGGCUUCGAAUGAGACAGGCUGUCCGUUCUUGGCUUGAUCGAAAUCUGGUUUUUCGCCAGCAGGUUACUGCUAGCGACGUCGCCUCACACGUUCAGCCGAAUCCUGCACUACGUGAAUUGAUCAGCUACCUUCGCUUUUGGAAAAAGCUUGAUAAAGACUGUCGCUCACCGGAAGAUGAACGCAGAGAGACUGCUCAGGACGACGGCGAAUCCGCUUUUGAUCGUGCAGCAGCUACUUUCUUGGACAUGUUUAACGGACCCAUUGUCGGCCCCCCGUGUCACAUCUGUUCCAGCUUGGAUGUUUCUGUUGGUCAGCGACAUUGCUCUCAUCGGGAGUCAGCAGUGCGGAAAUGCGCCGAGGCCAUGAUAGACUUGUUCCUGACCUCGAUGCCGGCGGUUUCCAAGUUAGCAGACAUGGUGGGCAAGUGGCUGGUUGUGCAAGAAAAAGGAAGUGAGAACUUACAGGCAUUGCCGGCUGUUCGCGAGCGGAUGGAGAUGGUGAGAUCCAAGGUCAUGGAGCUAUAUUCCGUGCUUCAGGAGGUUAUGCAGUUGAAGUACAAGCACAGCUUCGAGAAGAUGGCUGCCGAUGUCGCAAAGUUGGUCAAGGGUGGCACACAAGAGGAGAUGACUGGCUUGACAUCAUCCAUUUCCACAUCAUUCGCACAGCUGAGCGCUUUCCAGCCUUUCAGUAAAGUCGGUCUUGUGAAGAUCUUGGGCAAGACGCUGGCUGAGGCAUCGAGGGAGUUGGAUGGCAUCGUACAGACGGUGGCAAAGUGUGCCACGAGCCUCCAGGCGGCGUUCCCCCAGGUCGCAGAUUUCAUCGCCAAAAAAAACACGAAUGAGGAGGUGCUCGCCGACCAGCCGCUGGCGGAUGUCUUUGCGAUCUUCUUUGAUGCUGGGUCAAAGAAAGUGAUUGGCCGCACCGUGCCGUUCCUCGAAGUUUCCUUCUCUCUUCUACAAGAAGGCAUGACAAGAUCCAUUUGCGGAUGGCUCGCACAGACAUCUGCGACAUACGCCGCCUUCCUGGAGCAGUUGUUGCAGCCAGAAGUCAAUGCUGAUGCUUCGUUUAGUGUAGAUGUUCUGGGUGACACGACCUCUUUGUCGGAGACAGCCGCAGGGGAAACACAGGAUUGCAAGCAGACCUUGAACUUCGGCUUCGUUUUCCACUCCUAUGUCAAGCACAUCGGCAAGGAGCUUGUGGACAUCGCCGUGCACGGCGCCCAGGAGGGGAAGUCCAGGCGAGUCCAUGCAGUCUUCCCGUGCCUGGCUGGAGCUCUUCUAACGGUCGCUAAGAUGGCUGUGGUGGAUUUCGAGGCCAUGCUGUCCGCUUCCCGCGAGAUCGUCGGCGAGCUCGACGGCAUCGACGCCUACUACAAGCAGCUCCAGAAAAUCAUGAAGGACCACGUUGCUGAUGUCAUUAGCAAUUUUGGCAGGGAGAUCGGGGAUGUGCAGCUUUCGCUUGCAAGCUUGUACCAACAGGUUGCCAGCAAACAUAGCCUAGACAUGUUCGGACAAGAGGUCCUUGACAAGAAGGCUGUUGAAGCUUUGUGUUUGGACCCCUCCAUGAGGCAGAUUGCUAUGACUUCCAGUAAAACAGAACGAUUCUUCAUCGACUUGAUCGGGCUCUUGCAGGAUGUGCAAGGAUUGCCGACUCCUUCGUGGGUGGGUGAAGCUUCCAAGGCAUUGGUUAGCGGUGUCGUGACCGAUGCGAAGAAGUUGCUUGCCCAGGACGUGGAGUGCCAUGCAGCGAGGCGG
Molecule: messenger RNA, 2610 nt
Organism: Symbiodinium sp. CCMP2592
Lineage: Eukaryota; Dinophyceae; Suessiales; Symbiodiniaceae
Source: the annotation of a GenBank genome assembly